Molecule: messenger RNA, 519 nt
Organism: Staurois parvus
Lineage: Eukaryota; Metazoa; Chordata; Amphibia; Anura; Ranidae
Source: the annotation of a GenBank genome assembly
GCGGGCGCCGGACCCCCCAGGCGGAGCGGAGAAGCGACAGGUCUCGGACCCUCAGGCGGAGUGGCGGGUGCCGGACCCCCAGGCGGAACGACAGGUCUCAGGCCCCCAGGCGGGGAGGCGGGCACCGAGUCACCAGGCACAACCGUGGGCUCCGAGUCAACUGGGAUGACCACUGGCACUGGGUCAGACAUUGGAUCGUCUGGCUGGACAGCCGGGCACCGCGUCAUCUGGCAAGGCAGUGGGCUCCGAGUCAACAGGCACGACAGUGAGCACACCGGGGUCAUCAGGUACCGGAUUGUCUGGCUCGACAGCGGGCAAUCGGGUCACCAGGCAUCAGGUCAUUUGGCUCGACAGCGGGCCCACCGGAUCAGGUACCGGAUCAUCUGGAUCAACAGCGGGCAUCGAGUCAACUGGCCUAAUAGGAUCGUCAGGCUGGAUCAGUUCAUCAUGCUGGGUAGAGGCAUCAGGCCGAGUAGAGGCUUCAGGCCGAGUAGAGGCAUCAGGCCGAGUAGAGGCUUC